Molecule: messenger RNA, 285 nt
Organism: Thlaspi arvense
Lineage: Eukaryota; Viridiplantae; Streptophyta; Magnoliopsida; Brassicales; Brassicaceae
Source: the annotation of a GenBank genome assembly
AUGCCGUACACGCAAGAGAUAUGGUCGCUGGAUUCCUCAGGCGGCAGCAAGACAUGGAAGAAGAUGUGUUCGAUAGAUUUCACCAAAACUUGUCAUUGGUUCGGGGAAAGCGGCACGCUCUUACCAAUAGCAAUUCUUGAGAAGAAUAAGUUAUUACUUCAUGGUCAGCGACGCUCACAUCCACUUGUGAUACAUGAUCUUCAUGCCAAAUCUUAUGAUUUACUCUUCAACCCUACCAAAAUCAUAGGUGCUGUUUCUUACUUCGAAAGUUUAUUCUCUGUUUGA